AUGAUUAUCUCUCGUGUAAGUGUAAAUUUACCAAACUUAACACAUCACCUUCAGUGUGGCACUGCAGCGAGUGUUAUUAGUCACGGGUACAGGAGUAUUCACGGUGUUGCUAGCUUAGAUACAUCUUCUGUACGAGCGAAUCCAGAAAUUUCUUCAAAGAAACACAGAUUUUGGACAGCUGUACGUCCUUAUAGCCAAAAAGCUCACUUCUAUAAUGUCGAUAGAAAACGUCCACCUCCGUCAGAUGAACAACGCGAUUCCGACAAGAAACACUCCGAGGACCAACUGUUCCAAAUGUUCAAGAACAAGGAAACGAACACGGUUAAUAUGGGAAAAUUCCUGGCGGAAUUGCGAACGAUCGGCAUUCGAAGAACGGAUCCGCGCAUUCAGGAGAUGAUGGAAAAUCUGAAGCGUGUCCACAAGCUCAAUAACUACGAGCACGGAUCACCCCACACCCAGCAUUUGAAUGAGGAAACAUUCAAGGCCGUAAUCGCACCGAACAUUGUACUGAUCGCUCGUGCCUUCCGUCAUCAGUUUGUCAUCCCGGACUUUCAGGGAUGCACCAAAGACAUCGAGGAGAUCUACUGGAAGUGCAAGAGUAACGCCGAUGGUAAGGUGGCCAACUACAUCCCUCAGCUGUCGCGCGUUAAUCCGGACUACUGGGGCGUUAGCGUGUGUACGAUCGAUGGUCAAAGGUUUUCGAUCGGUGACACUUCGGUGCCCUUCACACUCCAGAGCUGUAGCAAGCCUCUCACGUAUGCGAUCGCGCUCGAAAAGCUGGGAGCCCAGGUGGUGCAUCAGUACAUCGGUCAGGAACCGAGUGGACGCAACUUUAACGAGCUGGUGCUAGACUACGAGAAGAAGCCGCACAAUCCGAUGAUUAACGCGGGUGCAAUUUUGACCUGCUCGCUGCUGAAGACGCUCGUCCAACCGGAGAUGACGUUGGCUGAAAAGUUUGACUACGCGCAGACCUGGUUCAGUCGCAUGGCGGGUAAUGAACCGCUCGGGUUCAACAAUGCUGUGUUCCUGUCGGAACGUGAGGCUGCUGACCGAAACUACGCGCUUGGGUUUUACAUGCGCGAGCACAAGUGUUACCCGGAGAAGGCGAACCUGCGCGAGUGUAUGGACUUCUACUUUCAGAUCUGCUCGAUGGAGGCCACCUGCGAUACGCUCUCGGUUGUGGCGGCCACUCUCGCCAACGGUGGUAUCUGUCCGCUGACGGAGGAGCGCGUUCUGCAGUCGGAAAAUGUCCGUGACGUCCUGUCGCUGAUGCACUCCUGCGGUAUGUACGACUUUAGCGGUCAGUUUGCGUUUAAAGUGGGACUGCCGGCAAAAUCGGGUGUAUCGGGCGGCGUAAUGCUAGUCAUUCCGAACGUGAUGGGUAUGUUCAUGUGGUCACCACCGCUUGAUCCACUCGGUAACAGCUGUCGCGGUGUGCAGUUCUGUAAGGAGCUAGUGGACGUGUUCAACUUCCACCUGUACGAUAACAUCAAGCACGGUUCGAACAAGAAGGAUCCUCGACGCCAUCGGUACGAAACGAAGGGUCUGUCGGUGGUGAAUCUGCUGUUUUCCGCCGCAAUCGGUGAUGUUACUGCACUGCGCCGUCACAAACUGUCCGGCAUGGACAUUACACUCUCCGAUUAUGACGGUCGAACGGCGCUACAUCUGGCAAGUGCCGAAGGACACUUUGAGUGUGUUCGGUUCCUACUCGAGCACUGUGGCGUACCGCAUGAUCCGAAAGAUCGCUGGGGUAAUCGACCGAUUGAUGAGGCGGAAACGUUCGGCCAUGAUGACGUGGUCACGCUGCUGCGACAGUGGGAAGAGAAGGUUCAGAAGGCUCAAACGUGUGACGCCAGCGAAACGGGCUACAACUCCGACCAGGAUAGCGAUGCGUCCAGUGGAAAAGGACCCAAAACAUCGAAAGGAUCAGAAAUUUUAUCCUAA
Messenger RNA from Anopheles marshallii, 1944 nucleotides. It is a transcript of the gene GLS, whose product is annotated as glutaminase liver isoform, mitochondrial. The record is from RefSeq and is a predicted model, not a curated record. Gene Ontology annotation, molecular function: protein binding; glutaminase activity. Lineage: Eukaryota; Metazoa; Arthropoda; Insecta; Diptera; Culicidae. The transcript is spliced from 4 exons. Bases 1 to 1944 code for a protein of 647 amino acids. Gene Ontology annotation, biological process: L-glutamine catabolic process.